GUACUAGGUAGUUCUAGGUCCGAAUCGACAAAGGUUGAAGAUCCCCGGCUUCGAUGGGUCCAAAAAGCAUCUCUGCUAGGUAUCCAUUGACAUCAUCAUUCAAGAUCAUGACGAACUGCCGUCAUUGACCAGGUAUUUGGUACCCCUACACAAGCAUUUAAGGGUCCAGCCCGUCAAUCCAAAACAAACUUUGUCUGCAUCAAACUAAACUGGCUCCAUUAAACACACAAAAACAAAUUCCCCAUCAUGUCAGGCACCCAGAACACCAACCCCGGCAAUUUUGCCAACCGCCCCAAGGAAGAGGUGCGCGACAUCGCCUCCAAGGGUGGCCAGUCGAGUCACUCUGGCGGUUUCGCCAGCAUGGACCCCGACAAGCAGCGCAACAUCGCUUCUCAGGGUGGCCAGGCUUCGUCCGGCAGUUUCGAGCCCGGCAGCGAGCGUGCCCGUGAGGCAGGCCGAAAGGGCGGCUCCCGCACCGGCACCGGUAGUGACGACGCCGAGUAGCCAAUACGAAGCCGACGGUGAUCAGGGGUUUGCUGCACAUGUACGAUAGUUGGAUAGCGGAUAGUCAAAUCAAUAUUUACUGGCGGUAGCGUUUUCAA
Molecule: messenger RNA, 602 nt
Organism: Chaetomium fimeti
Lineage: Eukaryota; Fungi; Ascomycota; Sordariomycetes; Sordariales; Chaetomiaceae
Exons: 3
Coding region: 247-504 (85 amino acids)
Source: RefSeq, a predicted model, not a curated record